GGAGGGGCCGGGCCCGUCCGAGCCGGCGGCCGCGGCGGGCUGCUCCGAGGGCGAACCAGCUGAAAAUGUCUCAGAACCCUGACAAGCUAAAUUCGAGUGAAGAAAAGCUGAGUGGUUUGGAGGAUGAUCAGGAAGAGAACUUGGACAACUUGGAUCAGUCUGUCCAAAAGAGAAUACGACAGAGUGCUCCAGGGUCACACAGAGAUGAUACACCAAAGUCCAGUCCCUCUCGGCCUGUGUCAAUAGAAGAGCUCAUGGAGACAGCAAAGGGAGUCACCAACAUGGCACUGGCACACGAAAUUGUGGUGAAUGGAGACUUCCAGAUAAAACCAGCUGAAUUGCCAGAACACAGCUUAGAGAAGAAAGUCAGAGAUAUUGUGCAUAAAGCCUUCUGGGAUUGUCUGGAAGCUCAGCUAAAGGAAGACCCCCCGACAUAUGAUCAUGCAAUUAAGCUAUUGGGAGAAAUUAAAGAGAGUCUUCUGUCUUUCUUGCUGCCUGGUCAUACUAGACUGAGAAGCCAGAUUACAGAAGUUCUUGACCUGGAUUUGAUAAAACAGGAGGCAGAGAAUGGGGCCCUUGACAUUUCUAAGUUGGUCAAAUUUGUUAUUGGGAUGAUGGGGACUCUCUGUGCUCCAGCUCGAGAUGAAGACAUCAAGAAACUGAAAGAUAUUCAUGAAAUAGUUCCUCUUUUCAGAGCAAUUUUCUCUGUAUUAGACCUAAUGAAAAUGGAUAUGGCAAACUUCGCUGUCAGUAGUAUUAGGCCAAAAUUAAUGCAGCAGUCUGCUGAAUAUGAAAGAAAGAAGUUUCAGGAGUUUCUUGAGAAACAGCCAAAUUCUUUAGACCUUGUCACAAAGUGGUUGCGAGAAGCAGCAGAUGAUCUUGCAAAGCUGGGACAUGAAAUGUCGCCUCCCCACUCUAGUGAUGGUGCCGCUGGUGGAGCUUCUGCCUUGUGCUUCACUGCUGUACAAAAUCGGGCCUAUCUGAAGCUCCUGAAGUGGGAUCACAUGAACAGGCCUUUUCCAGAAACGGUGCUCAUGGACCAGACGCGCUUCCUGGAGAUCCAGCUGGAGCUGGAGCAGCUGCUCGUGGUGGGGACAGUGCUGCUGGUGACAUUCAGCGCGGCAGGCCCGGCGCUCAUCGAUGUGCCUGGAUUCGCUGAGAAAAUCAAAAGCAUCGUCAAGGUGCUGCUGACGGGAAUGCAUCUCCCCUCCUUUAACCUGAAGGAAUCCCUGGCCACCGUGGGUGAGAAGGUGUGUGCUGAAGUGAACAGCUGCCUUUGCCAGCAUGGCUUUACCCCGUUCUCAGCUGAGAGAGAGGCUGUGCUGAAGGGACAGAUCCAGGCGGUGGCCAGCCCGGAUAACUCCAUCUGCAAGCUCAUAGAUUCUCGAAUUCAAAAGUUUCUGGAGAAUUAUCUUGCAUCCAGUCACCAGAAAUCAUUGCCUGCCAUUCCUGGAGGAUUAGGCCCUAUUCAGAGGGAGCUGGAGGAGAUUGCUGCCAAGUACAUUCGCCUUGUCAACUACAACAGAAUGGUCUUCAGCCCUUACUAUGAUGCAGUCCUUGGCAAAAUACUGACUAAGGAGGAAUCCCAAAUUGUAGGGAAGUCAGAAGAAUCAUAAAACCAGUCUGUGUGCUACCAAUACAGUAUUGUCAGCUAUUAAAUAAAACUUGUACCAAUAUUUGUCUAGGAAAACAGCUUUCCGUGUAAAUACUGGUUCCUUUUAACCCAUGAGUGGUGACUGCUGAGGGAAACACAGGAGAUGCUAAAAGGGUUCUGAGGUAAAAGAUGAGGGAUGCAUUUCUAAAAUCCUUAUGCAACCUUGGGGGGUAUCAUGGGAAUUUCCUGGCUGCAGUUUUUAGAUUUUUGAGCUGAUGAUAGGUAGGGCAAGUUUAACAACCAAACUUUGUAUUUAAGUGGCUCAUUUCAGGGCAUUUAACUCUUAAUUUACAGUGAAAUUAGUUUAAUUUAUCCAGAGCUGAUUAGCAAUGGUUCUUCCCAGAAGGGGUGAUUUGGUUUUUUAAAAAAAUCUUUAAAGAAUUAAUAAAGCUAAAAUUCUAAAGAGCUUGACCAGACAGAACACCAAGCCAAGCAGCACUUUACUGUAACAUUAUGGUGAGUAUGGUAGGCUUACUAGUUUUUUCUGUAUUUUACUGCAUUUUUAAUAACAUUUUUUUGCUGUUUACUUGCAGAUGUUACGAAACAUGAUAUAUUUUUGUAGCAAAUUUUCUGGUUAUUUGGUAACUGUCUUCUGCAAUGUACAGUACUCCCAGAAGUGGCAAUCUUAUAGAUUGCAGCUGUAUUUAUAUCUUGUAAAGAUUUCAGAAAGGGCAGAGCUAAAAUGUUUUGAUAAAAGUGGCAUUUCUUACCUUUUUUUUUUUUUGCUAGUAAUUUAAUCCUUUUUAGGUGAAAUACUAAUUUUAAAGUAAAUUGUCUUUUGCAGAAGGUGAAUUUUAAGUGUGUGAAAGUUCAGGUUGAAAAUUUGUUUUUUUUUUUAAAAAAACUACAACAGGAUUCAAUCAUGUCUUCAAAAAUUAUCUGGGAAGUGCAGAGCACUGUGGGCAGUAUAAGUGAUCUUAAUGUACUGUGCAAGGUGAAUGGUUUGAUAUUAGUUUGAAUAUACAGGGAAUAUUUGAGUAGAUUUUUUUUCAUUUUGUAGAGGUGUUCUUGAAACUUAGAAUGUUUGUAGGUCUUGAAUUUAAUGAGCUACAGGUUGUACAGAGGAGAAGAGCCCAGUGAUCUUACAUUGCAGUCUCAGGCUCAGCCGGGAGGUAAGUGAAAUUUUCCUCUGCUUGAGCACAACAGUGUAUUACAGUAAUCAAUAUUUGAUGGUUUUAUGAAAGCAAAGUUUGUUGUUACACACAGUAAGUGGCCCAAGUAUGAGGUCGUCCCCAAACCGGAACGUGCUGUCUUUAAAAAAACAACCAGCAAGGUAUGUGGAAUAAAUAUAUAAAGGGGCCCUUGUAUUGCCAACAGGCAGGUUAAUUUAGGAAUCAGCCAAAGAAACAGAACUUGUAGAAGCACUUGAUUAUGAUCCACUGCUUGAUGCUUCCCUUUCGUUUCCUUUAAAUGUCAGUGGGGAUAAAGCUGCACCAACUUUGUGUUUGGAGGGGGAUGGAAGAAAUAAUACCUUUUUUUUCUAUAUUAGCCUAUGCAACUCUAAACCAAAUCUUAUCUCAUUCAUUACAAACCCCCUUCCCCAAGGGAAAACCCCAGCAAAGCCCUGUGAGAAUUCAUCAGCUCAGACAAGUGAUUUUUCUCUUGGCCAAAUGUACUCAUCUAGCAAAAUGAAUGUGUCUUUGAAUCCGUCUUUGAGAACUCAAAAAUGAGGUUGGUUAGCCAGAAAAGGAGGGUUCUGAGUAGGAUCUAUUUCAUUGUUUGGAUCAGCAAAGGGUUCUGCAGAGUCUUCAAGGCUGCUUCCUCAGCUUGCUGGGCUUUGCUAUUAGAGCAGGCUCUGCCUCACAACCCAGCCUAAAGCUCUGCAGCUGCAAAACUCCCCGAGCCUGUGCUGAAUGAGCUGCCAGAGCCAUCUCUGCUGGAGAUGGCAACAAGAGAGAGAAGCAAGGCACAGCUGUUUCCAGUUCUGUUAAAUGAGAGCGGCACAAGUUAGAAAUUGCUGCUGCUGUUUUAACUUUCAGUACAGCCUAGGAGCUGUCUUUAGAGGUAAUUACGCUGACUACACUGAGUUAGAGAGGCACAGGACGAUCUUGAGGGUGUGGGGAGGAAGGUCAUGGCGAGACAGGUACCUAGAAAAGCCCUGGAAAGGUGUGUGACUGAAGGCACAGUGAAGGGCACUGCUUUAGCAAUGGAUAAAAUCCUAAUUGAGGAGUUGGCUUCUCCCAGGACUGGCAUUCAGGGUUCAGGGCCCAUGAGGGCCUGCUUCUGAUGUGGCAGCAGCCACUAGGGUCCACACAGGGAAUCCCAUCUCUCCUCACAAAAGGGCUUUGAUUCUUCAUGUAGCAGAAAAAUCCUAGAGGUAGGGAACAGAGUGCAGUACUCACCUGUGGCUGCACUCUCACCUCCAAGGCCCACACAGAGGGAACAAACGCUCCUGCUGGGGGUCUUUCAACAGGAAAGAUCGAAAGGGAGUGCAAAAAAAUGCCCACAAAGCAUGGUAAUGAUUCUCCCAGGUUGUUCUUUUUAAGGAGAGUGUUCGACAAACACUUUGUAAGAAGUGUUUAAAAAGUGUUCUCUUUAAAAGAAAUAGGGGAGAUGCAAUUGAGUGGCAAAGCAAGGACAUUCCAGGAUGGCUAAGGCCAGCCCCCAUCUCCCUGCGCAGGGGCUGCUUUGCCCCUUGCCCUGGCGGAGAGGUGCUGGGAAUUCCAGGCUGGGAAUGUCUUUCAUUUGCCCCAGGCCCUGACUGUCCCAUAGUACAAGGGGUUCUUAGGAUCUUAUCAGAGCGCAAUACCAAACAGCCCAACUCCAAGUUAAAAGCUGAAGUACGCAUAGAAACUGCUUGGAAAGCUCACACGGUGUUUUUUUUAGCUUGUUUGAAGAUAACAAGUGCAACGAUGUAGCUGAUUAUUAACAUUUAGCUUUGUACAUUACCUGGAAGACCGGUGCGGGUAUCCGGGACCAGGCUCUGCGAGCCAGUGCUCCUGGAUUACCCACACUGAACUGAAAUAGUCUCACGGACGCCGUCUUCUUCAAAUAGUUCUGGAAUUACAAGCCAAAGUGUGCUGUAUCCUCUAGAAAAUGGAAACCAAGCUCAUUCUAAUAUGUAUGCUCUGAUCAGUUUCCUGUGACGGUAUAAUUAGCGUUGCUUUUGAAGUGGCUGAAUAAUAUUUAAGAAGUACUUUCUUGUGUUUGAAUAAAACCAGAAUGAGGCAUGA
Messenger RNA from Hirundo rustica (Barn swallow), 4827 nucleotides. It is a transcript of the gene TCP11L1, whose product is annotated as t-complex 11 like 1. Gene Ontology annotation, biological process: signal transduction. The record is from RefSeq and is a predicted model, not a curated record. The transcript has 10 exons. The coding region runs from base 66 to 1616 and encodes 516 amino acids. NCBI's taxonomy places the organism in Eukaryota, Metazoa, Chordata, Aves, Passeriformes, Hirundinidae.